AUGCCCAGCCAAUCUCAACGAGACCGACCCGAAAGACGCGACCGGGAUCGGGAUCGGGAUCGCGAACGCACACGCGAGCAAGAGCGCUCGCGUCGCCGAGACCGGGACCGCGAGUACACCCGCGGCCGCUACGAGGACGUCGACGAAGGCGCAACAUCUAGCCCUGGCAACGCCCGCACGGCGAAAUACCGUUUCCGUGGGGAAUCGGGGUACGAGUCGAAUACGCAUAAUGAGCGUGACGAUUAUGACGAGGAGCGGGAGCGGCGUAGAGAACGGAGGCGCAGACAGAGGGAGGAGGAGGAAGAUGAGGCUGCUGGUCUUGUCUAUGGGGAGUCUGGGGAGGGGAGGAGACGAGAACGGGAGAGGGGGAGUUCGAGGGUGAAGGACUCGCCUGCUGCAUCGCCUACUAAACGCCGGGAUCGGGAGAGGAGGUAUCGCAGGGAGGAGAGUGCGAGUGCGAGUCCUGCUAGAGACAGACGGACGAGGGAUGUUGAUGUUGAUAUUGAGGCCGAGGCACGGAGGCGCAGACGGCGUGAGCGUGAGCGCGAAAGAGAAAGAGAAAGAGAAAGAGAGCGCGAGCGGGAACUCGAUGCUGCUGCUGCUGCGGCACCGGCGAGGAAACAUCGCAGUACCGAGUCUUCGAGUAGUGCUGCGCAUCUCUUGAGUGUGGAUGCUAUGGCGCGUCUUGCUGCCGAGCACGAAGAUGCGGAUCGCGUGGAACGGUCUCGCGAAGAAGAUGAUUCGCGUCGGGAACGUCGACGACAGCGGAAGCGAGCUGCUUUGGAUGCUGCUGCUGGUGCGGCGCUUGGUGCUGGGGUUGCGGAGGGUCGCUCACGCCAUAAAGCGGGCGCGCGAGUUGUGUCUGGUGCUUAUUUGGAGGAAGGACAUAGCUCUGAUGCUCGGGUUCGUCGUCGUGGCGGUGGUGGACCUGCUGUGGAAGAUCAUUGGAAAGAUGAAGAUAGCUGGGAAGGCAGCUUGGAGAGCCGUGGAGGACCACCGGCUUGGAAAUUCUGGUCUAAUUGGUCAAGAAAGAAGCGUAUUUUGAUCGGAUUUCUGCUGGUACUCCUCCUCCUGCUUGCUAUCAUCAUCCCGGUUGCAAUUGUUGUGUCAAAAAAGAAAGGCUCAGAUCCGAAACCAAGUUCCUCGGACUCUAGUGGUGGUAGUUCUACUACCUCUAAUUUGGGCAGUAUCAGCCGCGAUAGCAUACCGAGUUACGCCAAAGGCACCUUCUUGGAUCCAUUUACGUGGUACGAAACUGAAGGGUUCAACCUCACUUUCACAAAUGCCACUGUGGGUGGUCUUUCCGUCAUGGGCAUCAACUCAACUUGGGAUGACUCUGCCCAGGUGAACGACAAUGUGCCUCCUCUUAACAAGGCCUUCCCUUACGGCACACAACCAAUUCGUGGAGUCAAUAUAGGCGGAUGGCUGUCUAUUGAACCCUUCAUUGUCCCAUCCCUGUUCAGCAAGUGGCCAUCCAGCGCCAGUAUCAUCGACGAGUACACCUUGACUAAAAAGCUUGGAACCUCUGCGGCGGCUACGAUUGAGCAACACUACGCCGAAUUCAUCACAGAGUCAGAUAUAAAAGAGAUCAAGGAAGCCGGACUGGAUCAUGUCCGCAUCCCAUACUCCUACUGGGCUGUGACUACUUACGAUGACGACCCAUACGUCCCCAAGAUUGCAUGGCGCUAUCUCCUACGUGCAAUCGAGUGGUGUCGCAAGUAUGGAAUACGGGUCAAACUCGACCUCCACGGACUCCCUGGUAGUCAAAACGGCUGGAACCACAGUGGCCGACAGGGAAGCAUCGACUGGUUGACCGGCACAGACGGUGCUCUCAACCGUAAGCGGUCACUUGAGAUUCACGAUCAACUCUCACAAUUCUUUGCGCAAGAUCGGUAUAAGAACGUGGUGACAAUUUACGGUCUGGCAAACGAACCGUUGAUGCUGUCCCUGCCCGUCGAGAAGGUCUUAAAUUGGACCCAGGAGGCAGCAGAACUCGUCCGCAAAAAUGGUAUCACUGCCACUCUUGUCCUGCAUGAUGGUUUCUUGAAUCUCGCCAAGUGGGACGACAUGUUCAAAACUCACCCCGACAACAUGUACCUCGACACCCACCAAUACACAACUUUCAACACUGGCGAGAUCGUGUUGAACCACACUGCUAAAGUCAACAUUAUCUGCAAUAACUGGCAACCCAUGAUCAAGGAGAUCAACACGACAAGUUCUGGGUGGGGUCCCACCAUUUGCGGCGAAUGGUCACAGGCAGACACGGACUGCGCACAGUAUGUGAACAAUGUCGGCCGAGGCACCCGAUGGGAAGGAACAUACGAUACCAGUUCCACGACGGCAUAUUGCCCAACAGCGGCCGAAGGAACAUGCAGCUGCGCAGAUGCGAACGAGGACCCAUCCCAGUAUUCGACUACCUACAAGAAGUUCCUACAGACAUAUGCCGAGGCACAGAUGUCUGCCUUCGAAACGGCGAUGGGAUGGUUCUACUGGACCUGGCGGACAGAAUCCGCUGCGCAGUGGAGUUACCGCACAGCAUGGAAGAAUGGAUAUAUGCCAAGCAAGGCAUAUAGUCCUUCAUUUAAGUGCGGAGAUACAGUGCCAGACUUUACCGACACAGCGGAAAAUUUCUGA
Messenger RNA from Penicillium expansum, 2634 nucleotides. It is a transcript of the gene exg2, whose product is annotated as putative exo-beta-1,3-glucanase. Lineage: Eukaryota; Fungi; Ascomycota; Eurotiomycetes; Eurotiales; Aspergillaceae. Gene Ontology annotation, molecular function: beta-glucosidase activity. Gene Ontology annotation, biological process: glucan catabolic process. Gene Ontology annotation, cellular component: cell surface; extracellular region. The coding region runs from base 1 to 2634 and encodes 877 amino acids. The transcript is spliced from 3 exons. The record is from RefSeq and is a predicted model, not a curated record.